AUGACAUUUAAAUUUCAAUAUUCCGUUAUAUUGAUGGAGGAUUUAUCAAAACAGUCAUAUUGGAAUAAACGAUUUUUAACAGAAGAUUCAUUUGAAUGGUUUGGUGAUUGUUCUCGAUUAUAUCCUAUAUUAGAUCUUUAUUUAAAAUCUUCACCUUCGUAUAUUUUACUUCAUCUUGGUUGUGGUUCAUCAUCACUGGCUGAAGAAAUGUAUAAGCGCCACUAUUGCCAUUUGAUUUUGAAUGCUGAUUAUUCAUUUGGUAUUCUUGAUAAACGUCGAUCGAUAAAAGAAAAUGAUUUAUUUGUAAUUGAUUGGUUUGCAUUAGAUAUUCGAACAAUGCCUUUACGUACAGAUUAUUUUGAUACAAUUAUUGAAAAAGGUACAUUGGAUGUAUUUUUUGUUGGACAUGAACAUCAUCUGUGGAAUCCAACAGAAGAAUUAAAAGAAAAAAUUGAUUUGAUACUAAUGCAAAUUAGUAAAUGUCUACAAUCUAAUUGUGGUCGAUUUAUUUCAGUUUCAUUUCAGCAGCCUCAUUUUCGACGACCAUUUUUAGCAAAACAAAAAUAUCAAUGGUCGAUUCAAGUACAUUCCAUUUCAGAUGGAAAUGAAUCAGUAGAAUAUUUUGUUUAUGUUAUGACAAAAGGUGAACAGAUGAAUGAAGAAGACAGAUUAUUAGAAGAAGGAAGAUCGACAAAAUGGCAUUGGAUAAAUAAAAAAGAAAGUCUAACACAAAUAACGAUGAAUUAUGUUGUUGAAAAUGAUGACCAGUAUCUGUUUAAUAUAGAUCUUGAUUCUGAUGAAUCAGUUUUGUUACAUUCACAAUAG
Molecule: messenger RNA, 825 nt
Organism: Rotaria socialis
Lineage: Eukaryota; Metazoa; Rotifera; Eurotatoria; Philodinida; Philodinidae
Source: the annotation of a GenBank genome assembly